CUCUGGCAUUUACGUUUCAAUUGGUUUCAAUACUUGUUUACUGCAUGCACUAUUUUGUAGGUUACGAAAAUACGAGUGCAUUCGCAUGACACAAAAUUGAAAAAAACUUGGAGAGUUGUGUGAGAGCAGAGUGUUCUAUAAUUAUAAACGAUAUAACUUAUCUAGAUUUUAGUGAUACCGAGUCAAUCGCAAUGGCUCACUCGUACAACCCCUACUACAAUGAAUACCAUAAAAACUUGGAGAUACAGCAGAAUAUAAAAUAUAAGAAAAAGUAUCGAAAGCUCAAACGAAUUGUCAAAGACACAGUAUUCGAGAAUGCUGCACUUUGCGAUCAAGUUGCUCAAAUGCAAGAAAACCUGUUGAUGGUGAAAGAAGAGAGGCAUUUCCUAUUGCGUAAGCUAUACCAACAACAGGGUGAAAUAGAUCCUAUGAUCACUGUGACCAAAUCGCAGACAAAUAACUUGGGAUCUCCAUCUCCGAGCCAUGAAGGAACAACUCCAAAGAAAAAUGUUAAAAAAAGAAACUCAACUGAAGCAUUAGAAACAAAAAGUAAACCAAAGCGGUAUUCCAAGGCUAUGCGUCGUGUUGUACAGCUCAUACCUUUAGAUGUUCACGGACGACCCGUGUUCCCUAUUGCUCUUGGAGAUCUCACUGUUUACUCCCUUGGUGAAGUUGUUUCUGAUCGAAUUGCGUAUCAUACUGAAGAUCUUAUCUAUCCAGUUGGCUAUUGCAGUACCAGAAUGUUUGCUAGUUUGCGAGAUGCCCACACCAAAAGUUUAUAUACUUGCAAAAUUCUGGAUGGUGGCAUUAACCCACGGUUUGAAAUCGUUUCGGAUAGCGAUCCAGACCAACCAUUGGUUGGUUUGACUCCCGAUGAAUGCCAUUCCAGACUCUUAGCUGCAAUCUCACCAACCCUCCGUUCCAUUCCUGUAAGGGGAGCAGACUUCUUUGGCAUUUCUCAUCCAACAAUCCAGAAUCUUAUACAAAGUUCCCCCGGUACACGAAAACUUGCCAACUACAAAUCCAUCCGUUUUGAGGUGUGCAAGAAUCAAAACACUGACCAUGCGUCGAGUCCUGGAGUAGAGGAAGAAACAGAUCCUGGGCUUGGAUUUUCUGCAUUACACAGAACUUUUGCAAUACCCAGUGGUUACAGAAUAAAGGAGGAACCACCAGACCAUGAACUCCUCGCAUUUCAAGAUUUCCUAAUGUGAUUCCCACGUCCAGAUCAACAGUUCACGUAAGACUUGAAGUGUAUUACCAAAAUGUUGUACCAUUAGAAUCCAAAUAAAUUAAGUAUUUCUAUACGGUGACUCGAUCUGACCAAGUAUAGUGAUAGAUUUUAGUCGUAUUUUGCGAAAAAAUGUAAUUGAAAAAUUAUUUGAAAAGUCAUAUACAAAAACAUUUAUUUUACAUCAA
Messenger RNA from Athalia rosae (coleseed sawfly), 1416 nucleotides. RefSeq names its product transforming growth factor beta regulator 1. The record is from RefSeq and is a predicted model, not a curated record. Gene Ontology annotation, cellular component: nucleus. The transcript is spliced from 5 exons. Gene Ontology annotation, biological process: regulation of cell cycle. NCBI's taxonomy places the organism in Eukaryota, Metazoa, Arthropoda, Insecta, Hymenoptera, Athaliidae. The coding region runs from base 192 to 1211 and encodes 339 amino acids.